Neurospora hispaniola is the source of this 273-nucleotide messenger RNA. RefSeq lists its product as uncharacterized. The transcript has 3 exons. NCBI's taxonomy places the organism in Eukaryota, Fungi, Ascomycota, Sordariomycetes, Sordariales, Sordariaceae. The record is from RefSeq and is a predicted model, not a curated record. Bases 1 to 273 code for a protein of 90 amino acids.
AUGACCUUCCAGAACGAGACACAGUGUUACCAUUCCUUCUUUGCAUCUUUCUCCCGCUGGGAUCCUUCCCAAGUAGGCAACUGUGGACAUGGCUUACGGGCGGCGUACCGUUUCCAUCGCAUCGCGCGCACCGGCGUUGGCGUGGCUUCCACUUCUCACUACGAGAAAACCCGGAGUGGACACUGGCCCCCCGAUGUGCCUCCUCCCGGCAUUUUGGAAGUGAGGCUCCAGAAAAGCUUUGACGAACGACAACAACUCGCGCCGCUCGGUUGA